Molecule: messenger RNA, 2214 nt
Organism: Linnemannia hyalina
Lineage: Eukaryota; Fungi; Mortierellomycota; Mortierellomycetes; Mortierellales; Mortierellaceae
Source: the annotation of a GenBank genome assembly
AUGGGAAGACGACUCUCGCUACUCUGUUGCCCAUGCUUGCCUCGCAAGCAGCGGGACAAUCUCUCCUCAAGGUCCCUCUACCCCGACCAGGACUCGUCCGGCCACGACGACUACAGCGACGAAGACGACUAUUAUCCCUCCCAUGCACGACUCGAAUCCCUCGCCCCUUCUUCUUCCUCUUCAUCACAACCCUACAGCAACAACAAUAGCCCCUGGCCGUCCGGUCUCUCUAACGGUCGCUUUUCGAAACAGUCUUCUCGUGGUAGUCACCAACGGAAACCUAAUCCGUUCAGGACUCCCUACCACGACGAUAAUGACGAGGAAGGUGAUGGUAGAGAGGCGGGCGAUGGUGCCAGUAAUGGUGGCGGUAGUGGAGGAGGAGUAAUUAGGGACAAGGGUGUAGGGAUUACGAGCUUUGCACCCUAUCGAGAUGAUAGCGGCAGCGACAAUGGUGGGAGUGGUUCGGGUGCAGAGGCAGAGGGCGAGGAAAGGGAGGAUCGUCGUUUAAGGAGAGAGCUAAGGAUGGGUGGCAGUGGCGAACCGAAGGAUGAGAGCACUAGCAAUGAUCAUGGUCAUGGCGGGAGCGCCCUUCAGAACCCGACGAGAGUUCACGCCAAGAUGGAUGUUUCGCCUUACAGGAUCUUUGACUCGUCGUCGUCAACAACGACGACAACGACACGCGUGCGGUCGGCACGUCCUCCCAGGAACCCACAAGGGAAGAUGCGGUGGCAUGACGGGGAUAUCAGCAGCGAUAAUGAGGACGGGGAAGUCGAUGCGGAAGAGGUUAUCGAUGUCGAUGCACUCAUCGCUGAACAGGAGCGGAUCACACGCGAACUGGCGGCUCAAGAGGAAGCAUUGCGUCGGGAGGAGGAGGCUGCGAUCUUGUCCAAGAGACUUGCAGCUAUCCGAGCAGCCGAGAAGCGUGGAUUGCUUCGGUUUGAAGGCGAUCGACUUGUGAUUCCUAAUAGCGAUAGCAACAACAACAUGACGAGUACCAUCACCAAGAGCAAGAGCAUUACUAUUCCAUCUCAGAGUCGGACAGUUCAGGAGCAUGACGGCGAAGGAAAGCAGCAACGACUUGCGAGGGAGAGGACGACAUCUUCGGGGGCAUCUUCGUUUGUUGGAGGGGUUGAUGCGUUUAAUCAGGAGCUCAAGAUGAUGGAUCUGGAUAUGAGCGCGUCCCGGAGCACCGAGAAGACUGCUGCUCGACCAUCCACAAUCACCACCACUACCUCAACAUCCACUUCGAGAUCAACCUCGACCUCAACGUCUACGAAUACUGGUCCUAGUCUGCGCGGAGCCGUCUCUACAGGAGUUUCGACAUCUAUGUCCACCAGCACUAACUCAACACCGACGGUGGCCAUCAACCCUCGGGAGGUGUUCAACAACAUUACGUCGUUCUUGAAGAAGGUCGACGGUGUCAUUGCUGGGGAGAGUGAUUCUUCGGACGAGGCAACGAUUUCGGAUCAGGAGCAGGUUCUUGGCAAGGGCCGUGCCAAACUUGCACGGGGACCGCAGGAGAGUCGUGUUCAUGGACCAGAGGAGACAGGAGCGUUGAAAUCCAAGGUGGUGGUUGCGGGAACUGUUGAGGCACCUACUGUUCAGAGAGCAGCGACACCGGUUCCAUUCGAUGCGGCUAAUCAGGGGGAGGAUGACGACAACAAUGAGCAGCCUUACCCAGAAGACCCCUUCAACACUCAGACCAGCGAUCCUCUCGACGACAACAACAACAGCAGGAGUAGACGUGAUCCCCAUGCAUCCAAGGAACGCAUCACUCCUGAUUCGCCUGGCGCCGAGAAAAAGGAGACGGCGGGCGAGACCAAACAUAAAGCCGCAGCAUUACCAGAACCAGCAUCGCCGGUUUCUCCAGUGUCACCUAUUUACGGACACCUGUCAGAAUCAGUUGCCGCGGUGGUGCCCGAGCGUGUCUUUAGCACCUUCACGUCGCUCUUCAAUUCAGGAUCGAGCUUCAUGGGUCUGUGGGGCACAGGUGGCGUUGGUGCUGGAGGUGCUGGUGACGACGAUGAUGAUGGUAGAGGCACCAAUGGAGGCGUCGCAGCGGACGGUCGCCGGUUAUCGGACCUGAAGUAUGGCGAUCCCAAGAAGCAUCGAUUCAACUACCAGGAUCAUCAUAAUACUUUGGCUACUGGAGCAUCUACUGCCAAGCGUGUUGACGACGACGACAAUAGCAGUAUUGACGACUAUGACUUUUAA